This is a messenger RNA of Stylonychia lemnae, 990 nucleotides long. The record is from the annotation of a GenBank genome assembly. NCBI's taxonomy places the organism in Eukaryota, Ciliophora, Spirotrichea, Sporadotrichida, Oxytrichidae.
AUGAGGCCUCAUAAAAGUCUGAAUGAGCUAAUCUUGAAAAAUUGUUAAUUAAAUGACAUUGAAGGAAUAGAAGAGUUGAACCUGUUAUAAUCACUUAAUCUUAGUCUUAACAAUUUUUCCUUUACUGAACCGAUAUAAUUACUAUGGCUACUAAAGAAAAUCAAAAAUUUAGAUAUAUCUGGAAAUCCUUUAUUUAUCAAGCCUGAACUAAUAUUUCCAGAAAAUAUCAUUGUCGAUCUUUAAGAUCAAAAGAUUGAGAUAAUUAAUAUAUCCUCUACUUAGUUGGAAGAUGAAUAACUUGAGAAAUUACUGGCAAUAUAUAUUUCAAAUGUAGAUUCGAUAAAGCAAUUAAAUUUGUCUAAAAAUUAACUGACGGAUGCAUCAAUGCCUUAUCUAAAGGAAUAUCUUAUCUCUAAUGAUGAAAAUCUAGAAAAUGAAGGUAAACAUCUAAAGUUAGAUAUAAGCUACAAUCAGUUGAAAGAUAACUACGAAUAUUUGAUAUUCAAUCCGAAAAUUAAAGAUUUGAAAUUAGGGGGUAAUGAAAUAGUUUUUUCUCACAAAACCAUUGACAUUGCCAGCACGUCAACUUUAACUCAUCUUGAUAUUUCAAAUUAAAGCUUGAAAGCGUAAAGCAUUUAGGAUUUUAUUAGGCUAGCUAAUUAUCAAAGCUUGACUCAUUUAAAUUUCUAAAAUCUUGGUCUGACUUAAGUGUCUACCAACCAUUUGCUUAAGCAGAUACUGAUCAACAAUCUUCGGAUAGAAUACAUAAAUUUUUCUUAUAAUAACGUUGGAUGGAAAGGCUGCAAAGUACUUAACCUCAUAAUUCAAAGAAUAAAAAAGCUUCGCAUUUUACUUUUGGAUUACGCCAAUAUACAAUGUGUUGGUUUGACCUACUUAUGGCUGGCUCUUAAUGACCCUAAUUAGGAAGAUCUAGUACUAGAACAUUUAUCAGUACGUUAAAACAACAUAAAUGUUCAAUGGGCUGUAUGA